AGGACAGAACCCAGACUUACGGGCUGACUGCAGUGAGAGACUUUGAAAGCUUCAGAUUGGAGACACUUUGCUUUUUCAUUUAUUUUUGUAGAAGCAAGAAAGGCAGCGGUGUGGAAGACGAUGACUCACAUGCUUUUGCUCUACUGCUUAGCGUUUCUUUUGCCCACAGAAUCCUGCAGGACAUUAUGCCAGGUUGCUAACAAAAGCAAGGAGAUGUCUCCCAGGCCACAAGGUGUAUGCGAUGGAGUCUGUGUGGACAAUUCCCACUGCAGUCAACCUUGCCCUCCAGACUCACAGGGAAAUAUGGGGUUCUUAUGCAGGCAGAAGAAAUGGCACAAGAUCACUGAAACCUGUCAGACUCUUAAUGCCUUCAACAUCUUUGAGACAAAUUUAUAUUCGAUCCAACCACUAGGAGGAAAUACAAAAGUAGAUGAGUAUGCCAGAAAGCCUGAGACCAUCACAGACAGGCUGAUGCAAACGUGUCCGAAGGAUUUGUCCUGUGUAAUCAGGAACAUUCGGCAGUCUCCCCGGAUCCCGGGAAACAUCGCUGUCAUUGUGCAGCUCUUACACAACAUAUCCACGGUGUUAUUGACAGAUGUUGACGUGGCGAAGAUGAAGAGUUACAGCAUCAUGGCCAACCACAUUCUUAACAGCAAAAGCAUCUCAAACUGGACCUUCAUCCCGGACAGAAAUAGCAGCUGUGUCCUGCUACACUCAGUCAACUCCUUUGCCAGAAAGCUAUUUAUAAAUAAAUAUCCGAUUGACAUAUCAGAUGUCUUCAUUCAUACUAUGGGCACUGCCAUAUCCCCAGACAACACUGGAAAGAAUUUCAGUUUUUCAAUGAGAGUUAAUGACACCAGCAGUGAGAUCACUGGGCAGGUGUUGAUCAGUAGAGAUGAACUUCGGAAGGUGCCCGCUCCUUCUCAGGCCAUCAGCAUUGCAUUUCCAACUCUUGGGGCCAUCUUAAAAGCCAGUUUUUUGGAAAACGUCACAGUGAAUGGGCUUGUCUUAUCUGUCAUUUUGCCCAAGGAACUUAAAAGAAUCUCACUGAUUUUUGAAAAGAUCAACAAGUCAGAGGAGAAGAGGACACAGUGUGUUGGCUGGCACUCCUUGGAGAGCAGAUGGGACCAGCAGGCCUGUCAAAUAAUUCAAGAAAACUCCCAGCAAGCUGUUUGCAAAUGUAGGCCAAGCAAGUUGUUUACCUCUUUUUCCAUUCUUAUGUCACCCCACAUCUUGGAGAGCCCGAUCCUGACUUAUAUCACGUACAUAGGCCUGGGCAUUUCUAUUUGCAGCUUGAUCCUUUGCUUGUCCAUUGAGGCCUUGGUCUGGGGUCAAGUGACAAAGACAGAGAUCUCGUACUUACGCCAUAUAUGCAUCGCUAAUGUUGCGGCCACCUUGCUGAUGGCUGAUGUGUGGUUCGUUGUGGCUUCCUUUCUUAGCGGUCCAGUGACACAUCACAGUGGGUGUGUGGCAGCAACAUUUUUUGUUCAUUUCUUUUACCUUUCUGUGUUUUUCUGGAUGCUUGCCAAAGCACUCCUUAUCCUCUAUGGAAUCCUGAUUGUCUUCCAUACACUGCCCAAGUCGGUCCUGGUGGCAGCUCUCUUUUCAAUCGGCUAUGGGUGCCCCUUGGUCAUUGCUGCUAUCACAGUUGCUGCCACUGAGCCCGGCAAAGGCUACCUACGGCCUGAGGCCUGCUGGCUCAACUGGGACGUGACCAAGGCCCUCUUGGCCUUUGUGGUCCCAGCUCUGGCCAUUAUGGUAGUGAACCUGGUCACAGUCACACUCGUGAUUGUCAAGACCCAGCGACCCGCCAUUGGCAGUUCCAUGUUCCAGGAGGUGAGAGCCAUUGUGAGAAUCAGUAAGAACAUCGCCAUCCUCACACCGCUGCUGGGACUGACCUGGGGAUUUGGAAUAGCCAUGGUCAUUGAUGACAGCAACCUUGCCUUCCACAUUAUCUUCUCUGUGCUCAAUGCAUUCCAGGGCUUCUUCAUCUUGGUGUUUGGAACAAUCCUGGAUCCAAAGAUAAGAGAAGCUUUAAAGGGUCGAGUAACUUCUGCAAAAUGGAUCUCCAGAAUCUCAGAGAAUCUUUCUACUGAUUUCUCUGGUCACCCCACCAAAGGGCCAAGCUAACACAGCCGGCUAUACUCCUAACUUGGGAGGU
Panthera uncia (snow leopard) is the source of this 2161-nucleotide messenger RNA. RefSeq names its product adhesion G protein-coupled receptor F2 (gene ADGRF2). The transcript has 8 exons. NCBI's taxonomy places the organism in Eukaryota, Metazoa, Chordata, Mammalia, Carnivora, Felidae. The record is from RefSeq and is a predicted model, not a curated record. Gene Ontology annotation, biological process: G protein-coupled receptor signaling pathway; cell surface receptor signaling pathway. Gene Ontology annotation, molecular function: G protein-coupled receptor activity. The coding region runs from base 121 to 2130 and encodes 669 amino acids. Gene Ontology annotation, cellular component: membrane.